Zymoseptoria tritici IPO323 is the source of this 459-nucleotide messenger RNA. RefSeq lists its product as uncharacterized. The transcript is spliced from 2 exons. The coding region runs from base 1 to 459 and encodes 152 amino acids. The record is from RefSeq and is a predicted model, not a curated record. Lineage: Eukaryota; Fungi; Ascomycota; Dothideomycetes; Mycosphaerellales; Mycosphaerellaceae.
AUGGCAACCUGCUCUCGAGCGCGCGCCGGAACCUUGCAAGCCUGCGAUCUGGCGGCCGUUGUGGUGCAGGAUUCGAUCAAGGUGGUGAAGGAGGCGGACAAAGUGGUGAAGGAGGCGGACAAGAUGAUGAAGGAGGCGGACAAGGUGGUGAAGGAAGCCGCUCAGUCCAUGGAGGAUGCGCACAAGGCGGCGGAAGAGGCGAGAGGGGCAGCGGAAGAGGCGCACCAGACGGCGGCAGAGGCGGGAGAGACGGCGAGAGAGGCGGGUACGCUGGCUGCACGUGCGCUUAGCUUGUCGGCUGUGGCGGUCGUGGUGAUUGUAGGCAGCCUUCAAACGCUCACAUUCUGCCCGCCAGUGAGAAGUUCGAUCCAGAUGAUGGGUCGAGCUAAGAGCGUCAUUCUCUCCGCCUUUGGCGACGUCGAGGUGGAGGGAGGCGGAGGCACGGCGAGGGCUUGGUAG